UGAGCUAUUCCAGCUUUGUUACUAGUAUCUUUUUUUCAUUAUUUUGAUCAAUGCAUCUGAGACCGAUUCUCUCACUGACACGACGAAAGGCCGUCGCCGGUAACCAUGGCACACCGGCAAACUAUUCCUUAGAAAUUUCCACAACUGAAGCGAACAAAGAAACCAAGCAAGUUAACUUCCUCUCAAUUACAAAUAAUUCAGGUAGACCCAUAUGUAUCCGUUCCGCUUUGAAGAUACAAUUUUUGCCGGGAAAUGCUUGCAUUCAAGAGUGGGGUGGGGUGGGGGUGAGGUCUAAGGCGGGAAAUCUUGAUGCCUAGUAUAUAAGGAGUUGAUUUUGAGUUGUGACACAUCGUUAAAUGUCGACCACUCGUAUUCUUAUGGAAUACCCACUUGAAUUACUCCUCUUGUCUUCUUCACAUUUUAUUUCCACCAACGAACUAAUUUCAUGGCUUUAUCCUCUUCCACUCUGUUGCUUGUGAAAUCCCACAUCUCUCUUUCUUCUUUUUCGAACCCAUCACUUUAUUUCAGAAAAACAACAUCUUCACUACCCCGACAACCAUGGGUACCAGGUGAAACCAGAAUUCGAGUCAGACCCAUUUCUUUAUCCAUUAUAAAUGGUCAAGCUGAUGAUCGAAAAGAAGAUAUUGUUAUUGUCGGGGCUGGAAUUGCUGGUCUUGCUACUGCUGUUUCUCUUCAGAGGCUGGGUAUUAGAACAUUGGUGCUUGAGCAGGGUGAGUCACUGAGGACAGGAGGGACCUCGCUAACACUCUUUAAAAAUGGAUGGAAGGCAUUGGAUGCUAUUGGAGUUGGUAAUGAUCUCAGGAGUCAGUUUCUUGAAAUUCAAGGGAUGGCGAUAAAAUCAGAAGAUGGAAGAGAAUUGCGCUCUUUCAGGUUCAAAGAUGAGGAUGAAAGUCAAGAAGUCCGUGCUGUGGAGAGGAGAGUCCUACUGGAAACACUUGCCAGUAGGCUACCGACAGAUGCUAUUUCUUUUUCAUCAAAGCUGGCAAACAUUGAAAGGAGUGAAAAUGGGGAAACUUUGUUGGAACUUGAAGAUGGUAUUCGAAUAUCUGCCAAGAUAUUGAUCGCUUGUGAUGGGAUUAGGUCGCCAGUGGCCAAGUUGAUGGGGUUUCCAGAGCCUAACUAUGUAGGACAUUGUGCAUUCCGAGGCCUAGCAUAUUUCCCUGAAGGACAGCCAUUUGAACCAAAAGUAAACUACAUCUACGGAAGAGGAGUGCGUGCUGGAUAUGUUCCUGUAUCUGAAACCAAAGUUUAUUGGUUUAUCUGCUACAAUAGCUCGUCACCUGGUCCAAAGAUAACAGAUCCAUCUAUAUUGAGACAGCAGGCUGAACAACUCGUUAGAAAUUGGCCAACCGACCUAAUAAACCUCAUCAAUCUUACACCAGACGACACAAUCAUAAGAACCAGCCUAGUAGAUAGAUGGCUUUGGCCCUCAAUAAGCCCUCCAGCCUCUACUGGCAGUAUUGUGCUGGUUGGCGACGCAUGGCACCCAAUGACACCAAAUCUUGGUCAAGGUGCUUGUUGUGCACUUGAAGAUUCAAUAGUUUUGACAAAAAAACUUGCAGGCGCUAUCAAGUCUAAACGUACUUCAGUCGAGGAAGCAUUCAAAGCAUAUGGAAGUGAAAGAUGGCCCCGUAUAUUUCCAUUAACAGUACGUGCAAAUCUUGUAGGUGCACUAUUGCAGUGGGAUAAUCCAGUGAUAUGUGCCCUUAGGGAUAACAUUAUUGUACCUAAGCUGGUUAGGCUUGGACCAGUUCUGGAGCAUACUAAUUUUGAAUUUGACCCUCUAUAACAAACUUAGAAAUUCAGUUGCUGGGGUUAGAAAAAAAUUCGUGAGUUGAUGUUGGCCAAUAAAUUGUUUAUGUAGAUAACACACUUGAGGUGUACCUCAAAAGUAUGAAUAUUGUUGUUUGUUAUUGUAAAUACUACACAGGAGUUGCUUCUUACA
Molecule: messenger RNA, 1966 nt
Organism: Solanum dulcamara
Lineage: Eukaryota; Viridiplantae; Streptophyta; Magnoliopsida; Solanales; Solanaceae
Product: monooxygenase 2-like
Exons: 6
Coding region: 446-1810 (454 amino acids)
Molecular function (GO): FAD binding
Source: RefSeq, a predicted model, not a curated record